AUGGAGGUGCAGUUAGGACUGGGGAGGCUCUACCCCCGGCCGCCGUCCAAGACCUACCGAGGAGCGUUCCAGAACCUGUUCCAGAGCGUCCGCGAAGUGAUCCAGACCCCGGGGCCUCGGCACCCCGAGCCCGCGAGCGCAGCACCUCCCGGCGCCCGUUUGCAGCAGCAGCAGCAGCAGCAGCAGCAGCAGCAGCAGCGGCGGCGGGAGAGCUCCAGGGGCAGGGACGGCAGUGACGGCUCCCCGCAAAGCCAGGGCAGAUGCCCGGCGGGCUACCUGGCCCUGGAGCAGGAACCGCAGCCCGCCCAGCACCAGCCAGCCCCCGAGGGCCGCGCGGACAGCGGCUGCAUUCCGGAGCCCGGAGCUGCCGCGGCCGCAGGCAAGGGGCUGCCGCCGCCGCCUCCAGCACCGCCGGACGAGGAUGACUCAGCUGCCCCAUCCACGUUGUCCCUGCUGGGCCCCACUUUCCCGGGGUUAAGCGGCUGCUCUGCCAACCUUAAGGACAUCCUGAGCGAGGCCGGCAGCAUGCAACUCCUGCAGCAGCCGCCGCAGCCGCCGCAGCAGGAGGCGACAUCGGAAGGCGGCAGCGGCGGGAGAGCCAGGGAGGCCGCGGGGGCUCCCACCUCGUCCAAGGACAGUUACCUAGCAGGCAGCUCGAGCAUCUCGGACAGCGCCAAGGAGCUGUGCAAGGCGGUGUCGGUGUCCAUGGGCUUGGGUGUGGAGUCGUUGGAGCAUCUGGGUCCCGGGGAGCAGCUUCGCGGGGACUGCAUGUACGCGCCGCUCCUGGGCGGGCCGCCCGCUGUGCGCCCCACUGCUUGCACCCAGCUGGCCGAAUGCAAAGGCUCCCUGCUGGAUGAGCGCCCGAGCAAGGGCGCCGAAGACACUUCCGACUACCCGCCUUUCAAGACAGGUUACGCCAAAGCGCUGGACGGCGACAGCCUGGGCUGCUCCGGCGGCGGCGGCGGCGAAGCUGAGGUCUCCGGGCCACUUGAGCUGCCAUCCAGCCUGUCUCUCUACAAGUCCGGCGCCCUGGAGGAGGCCUCGGCGUAUCAGAGUCGCGACUACUACAACUUUCCGCUCGCCCUGGCCGGGCCGCCGCCCCCGCCUGAAGAGACCCAAUAUCUUCCAGCUCAUUCUCUUGCACUCAGGUUUAUUUGCCUUUUUAUUAUCGAAUGCCAUCGAAGCCCAAACGUUUUCAUUUUGAAGUCCAAUCUAUUUUUUGCUUAUGUGGCUUGCGAUUUUGGUGUCACAUCUCAGAAGGCCGUGCCUAAUCCAGGGGAAGCCAGUUGUGAAUCUGAUAGAGAUCGAGUUGAAUAUGCAGAUCAGUUUGGGGAGUGUUGUCAUCUUCACAACUAUUUGGAUUUGGGAACUAUUAGCAAGGGGGUGAAGAGUAAUCAUUUCCACAUAGAAAACUGA
Molecule: messenger RNA, 1416 nt
Organism: Pteropus alecto (black flying fox)
Lineage: Eukaryota; Metazoa; Chordata; Mammalia; Chiroptera; Pteropodidae
Product: androgen receptor-like
Biological process (GO): androgen receptor signaling pathway; regulation of DNA-templated transcription
Cellular component (GO): nucleus
Molecular function (GO): DNA binding; steroid binding; nuclear receptor activity
Source: RefSeq, a predicted model, not a curated record